UUGAAAGAAAAUACUAAUUUAAAGGGUUGCAAACCUGAUUGCAAUGUUAUUAGCUAUUUGAAUUCUAGCUAUUCUAACAGUUAAUAGAAACUAAGGAGGCUGCGAUUAUAUGCAUAGUGACUGUAGUCGCGUUUGUUGCGCUCGUAAAAAUUUCUAAUUGACUUCUAGACAGUUAAUUAUUAUUUGACAAUAAGAUAACUCGAAGAAGUAUAGAAUAAGAUGUCCCAGCUACUUGAUUUGAUAUCGCGUGACCGUGGAGGUAAACUAGCUCUUUGUUGGCACGCUGCAACAAUAAAUGAAAAAUUAUUUAAAAAUUUCUACGGCUCUGCCCAUGUACAAAAGAUAAACAUCACAGAAAUAUGCGACGAGAUAUUGAAGGAAAUAAAAAACAAACCUCCAACAUUGAACUUGCGAAUGGUGUCGCAGUUGAUGUACGGUGUAAUAAAAAUUUACAAAUAUCAAAUUAUGAAAUAUGAGAAAGAUAUUUUUGAACUUCGGAAAAUACUCUACCCAAGAAAAGAAACCGAUGCGGUUCCAAUUCCCGACAUAAUAGACGUGCAUUUACCAGAUGAAAGCUAUCUUAUUGCCGAACUGGGUAAUAAAAAAGACUUGCACCUUCUUCCAGAGGAAGAUUUUAAGUUGAGAGAGAAAACGUUUAUGGAAAUCAUAAAUUUUGGUGAAUUAACUAAUAAGGAGAUGGAGGGAUUUGAUAGGGAAGAAUGGAUAUUUGAAGCAAUGCGGAUCAGAGAUUCUGACAGGAGAAACGAUGGCAAAACAUGGCAAGAUGAUACAUGGCAUACAGAGAUAAAUGACACAGAAAUCGCAGAAGAAGUUCAUCGAGAGAGACAUAUGUCACAGGAAAUUGGCUCUCCCUUUCGCACAGUUUCGCUUGUGAACGCAGAGGAGAGAAGAGAAAGAUUGCUUUUAACUCCACAAAAACGACCGUCGCAUCAUGCACGGGUGGAGACACCUAAAAAAAUAAGACGUUUAUCCCUUGGAACUGCCAUAGCAACAGAUAUUGUUCCUCUGGAGAAUGUAACAGCACCUGAAUUAACUAUAAGUGAAGCUCCAGUUUUACCAUUGCCUGCGGAAGAAAUAGAAGUACCAGAGAACAUGGAACUCGAAAGCUUGGAAAACGAAGAAGACGACCACAGAAUCAGAAGACGAAGAUCAAAGAAGUUUAUCAUCGAUAAAAGAAUGAUUUUGAAAAGCGAUGUACUUAGAAAGUGGCAACAGAAUACAAAGAUUUAUUGUGUGGAUAUACGCUAUAUGAUACAGAAGCCAAAUCAGAUCAGAUCAAAUGUGAAGGAUCUAUUCGAACAACCUGCAAGACGAUGGGGUGCCAGUUUAAAACAACUUUUCGAUAAUCAUAUAACUGGACCUUUUAUGAGGGAAACCGAGGAUUUUACACUUGAAGCUGUACAAGAAGGACCCGAGCAAAUGAUUAUGACUUCUUUUAUGCAAAGAUCAAAAAGUGUGCUUGAGCAGUCCUCAAUUGUCGCUGACAAGUCUACUCACAACACCUUAAACAUUCAACCAACGACGAUGAAUGAUAUAAUUCAAGAAGCUGAAGAGGCACCAAUGAUACCAUUAGCAGAAUCGAUUCCGCAUAUAACUAUUUUAGAAGACAAUAUCAACAUUGAACUUCAUCAGCAUCAAGAAAAAACGGACGCAAGUCGCGAAACUGUCCUACUGAAUACAGAAACAGUGACAACAGAAACACAAUGUCUGACAACAGAAGACCGCAUUUUGGAAUCUUCUAUCCCUUCACAACAUGUACAAUUAACAUUGGACGAGAUUUUGGCCAUAGUGGAGAAGAAAACGCAAAAGACAGAAAUCAUCAAAUUCGAACAGCUCAUACCAACCAAGAAGUAUUCAAAACAAGAAGCCGCUAAUGCUUUCUACUUACUUCUGGUGGCCCAUGCGCAAGGAAAGAUUGUUCUACAACAGGAGACUUGUUUUCGCCCUCUGUGGAUUCGCAAAUGUCUGGUAUACUCUGAUUCCAACUAAAGAUUAAAAAAUUAUAUUGUAUUAAUUAAUUGUUAAUACAAAUAUUAAUAUUAAUUAUUUAUGCUUUCGGCAUUGCAGCUUUGUAUUAAGAUUAUUCUUAAUAGUAGGUCUUUUUAUGUUCAAUGUUUAAUGGAAAUAUGUUAAGUUUUAUAUCGAUUUUCUUUUU
Messenger RNA from Linepithema humile (Argentine ant), 2176 nucleotides. RefSeq lists its product as uncharacterized. Gene Ontology annotation, molecular function: protein binding; chromatin binding. The record is from RefSeq and is a predicted model, not a curated record. Gene Ontology annotation, cellular component: cohesin complex. Gene Ontology annotation, biological process: sister chromatid cohesion; replication-born double-strand break repair via sister chromatid exchange. NCBI's taxonomy places the organism in Eukaryota, Metazoa, Arthropoda, Insecta, Hymenoptera, Formicidae.